Cuscuta campestris is the source of this 1832-nucleotide messenger RNA. The record is from the annotation of a GenBank genome assembly. NCBI's taxonomy places the organism in Eukaryota, Viridiplantae, Streptophyta, Magnoliopsida, Solanales, Convolvulaceae.
CUAAAAUAUACUCCGUAAAUGAAUACGGAGUAUCAAAUAUUAAUUUUGUUUAAGUCAUGAUCAAAGUUGAUCAACUCGAUGUAGUAAAAGAUCAAAAUUUUAGAAACUCAAAUUACAGGUGUGGGAUGUACAUUUCUUGUUUCUUGGACAUGAAUGGCAGAUGUGAAGAGGCUGAUAGGUAGAAAGUUUAGUGAUGUAACGGUGCAAAACGAUAUGAAGCUCUGGCCAUUUAAAGUCACAGCUCGCCCUGGAGACAACAAACCAAUGAUAGUUGUAACUUUCAAGGGCAAAGAGAAGCAAUUUGCUGCUGAAGAGAUAUCUUCAAUGAUCCUCCAAAAGAUGAAGAGUGUUGCCGAGGCCUAUCUAGGGAAGCAAGUCAAGAAUGCUGUUAUCACUGUUCCUGCCUACUUCUGUGAUGGCCAGCGUCAAGCUACAAAAGAUGCUGGUUUCAUUGCCGGGCUUAAUGUCUUGCGCAUCAUCAAUGAGCCCACGGCUGCUGCAAUUGCCUAUGGUCUUGACAAGAAAGGAUCUGGAAGUGGCGAUUCUGCUUCUAAAAACAUUCUGGUAUUUGAUCUUGGUGGUGGGACAUUUGAUGUCUCUAUUGUCAGAAUGGAGAAGGAUGUGUUUGAGGUCAAAGCUGUUAAUGGGAACACUCACCUUGGAGGGGGAGACUUCAAUAACCGAAUGGUGAGCAUUACCCGUGCACGGUUUGAGAAACUGAAUAUGGAUCUGUUUGAAGACUGUAUGGAGCUAGUUGAGAAUUGUUUGAAAGAUGCCAAAAUGGAGAAGAGCCACAUUCAUGAUAUUGUUUUGGUUGGGGGGUCCACCCGUAUCCCAAAGGUUGAAGAAUUAUUACAAAAACUCUUCCAUGGAAAGAAGCUUUACAAAAGUAUAAAUCCAGAUGAGGCGGUUGCCUGUGGAGCAUCUUUUCAUGCAGCAUCCCUGACUGGUGCCUGUUUGGGUGCGAAAAAGGAUGUUGUGUUGGUUGAUGUUGCUCCGCUAUCUCUUGGUAUUGGGUGUUAUAGUGGUGCAAUGUCUGUUGUUAUUCCAAGGAAUACCCCCAUCCCUACAAAGAUGACCAGGCACAAUUACAAAAAUGUUUAUGACAAUCAAACAGCUACUUUGUUCCCUGUGUAUGAGGGGGAAAUGCCAAUAGCAAUAUACAACUAUUUCUUGGGAGAAUUUACCCUCCGCAACAUUCCUCCGGCGCCUAGAGAUGUUCCUAAGUUUGAUGUUGAUUUUGAAAUCGAUGCCAAUGGCAUCUUGACCGUAUCUGCUCAACUCGUGGGAAGUAACAACAAGGAACAAAUCACUAUAACCAAUCACAGCGCUAGGUUGUCAAAGGCAGAGAUUGAUCGAAUGGUGAAGGAGGCCGAGGAGUACAAGGCUCAAGAGGAGGAGCUCAAGAAAUCAUCCGCAGCUAAAAAUGCUUUAGAGAGUUACAUCCACUACGCAGGGGGCACUUUGGGUUGCCAUGGAAAUAGGGUUGAGAUGAAGGAUAGGAGUGCUUUGAGAGAUGCAAUUGAGAAGACGGUCCAUUGGUUAGAGUGGAACUACCUUCUUUGCGAUGCUCUCAAGUUUGAAGAGAAGAGGAAAGAGCUCGCGGCUAUAUGCGAGCCUGUCAUCACUAAGAUGAUGCAGCCUGGGCAGGGUAGUUGCUGCAAAUUUGCCAAGGCUGAGAUCAUUGAGAUAGAGGAUGACUAGUGGAAGCUGAUGAAUCUUGAAGCCCAGUUUUAUUAUAGGUGCAGAUUAUGGCAUGUUGAUUAUGUUCAAAGUUUUUUGCUUCAAACAAGUGCAUAUGUAUGUAUUCCCAAAAAAUAGCUGACUAAAAA